AUGUCUAUAUAAAAGGAGACUUGUUUUUCAUCAACUAAAUCAUUUAAAAUGUUUUUGGUAGAUGUUGGUUUUGUUGCGAGGAAAAUGAACAUUCUGGUGAUCCUCGCGGCGCUGGCCUCGAGCGGCCUCUGCAACCUACUCGCUGGGCAGCAACUGUCCACCGGGCAACAGCUGCCCGCCCACCAAACCGUCUACAUACAGGAGUCCACGGCGCCGCCCAAGACCGUGACCGAGUACACGACGGUGUCGUCGCCCGCCGCGGCUGCGGGCCAGUACGCGCAUGGCUCCAACGCGGCCGGUGCUAGCCUCUCUAACUCCUACCCCACCACCUUCACGGGAUCUGCAAGGAACUUUGGCUCCGCAAAGUCCAUCUCCUCUUUUCCGUCGUACUUCCGCACCUACCAGCGGCCGGCGUCGCAGCAGACGUACACGUCUUACGUAACGACGCCCUCGUACUCCACUACGGCGUCACCUAUAUACUCUACCGUUUACUCGACUCCGAGAUCAUCAACGUUCAGUUCGGGCCCGGUUUCAACGGCCGCGACUCCGGUGACCAGCUACUCCGCUUCCUACUCCACGCCCACUGUCUCCACCUUUUCGUCGAGCUUCCCCGCCUACGUCACGCCUACAACUGCUUCCUCCUACCCCGCCUACUCUACCUCUGUAUCGUCCAGGUACUCGCCCUUCGCCAAGGUGUACUCCACGCCCGCCACGGUGACCACCACAUACCCCGCGGCGAGCGCCUUCAAAAGUUCAAUCGCAGAUUACAACGUUUACUCGAGCGCCUCUCCUCAAAUUUUUAGAGAUUCGUCUCGCCCGGUGGUCACACAAUUUUCGUCCCCCGGUCUGUGGACCUCGCAGGGAACACACCACAGCUUCUCUUCGAAUGGAAAUGCACCCGUGACGAUUCAGAAGUCGUCGACAUUCACCCCAGUCAAACCGACGCUCACCGCGUAUGCGGACACGGUGACGCUGUAUCCCCACUCCAGCCAAUACAACACAGUUGUCAAAAAUUUGGACUCCCAGUAUUUAACGCCACAGUACUCCCAAUACUCCCCCACCACUAACGUCGUAGGUACGACGGUGUACACUAAGCCCGCUUAUAAUUCGUACUCGUCGAUUUCAUCGGUGCCCACCGUUUACUCGACGCCGGCGAGCUGGGCUGUGUACCCCACGGCGCAGUCUGUGAGCCUACCCGUGGCGAAAUCCUACUCCUACUCCGUGCCCGCAGCGUCGCACGGCUCCCACUGGUCCGGCACCUCGCAGCUGUCCUCCUCCUCUGCGUACAACGCGCAUCCCUCGGCCUACACCUACACCUUACAAGGGGCGCCCCUCGCACGCGAGUACCACACGCUGGAGACGCCACACACGCACUCCUGGAACACCGUCAACUCCUGGAGCUCGCUGCCCGCCGUCAAACAUCUCUAUGUUUCAUAGAUCCAACUGAAAUAAAUAUCUGAUUCAUUUUAUAUUGUUGAAUGAAUAUAGUGAUAUCACAAUGAAAAUGAUUGGUCAACUUUAUAAAAAAUUAAAA
Molecule: messenger RNA, 1534 nt
Organism: Papilio machaon (common yellow swallowtail)
Lineage: Eukaryota; Metazoa; Arthropoda; Insecta; Lepidoptera; Papilionidae
Product: flocculation protein FLO11-like
Exons: 3
Coding region: 49-1437 (462 amino acids)
Source: RefSeq, a predicted model, not a curated record